GUGCGAAGCAUUGAAUGGAACAAGGGUGGAAGGAUGAAUGGAAGGGCAUCGCAGUGAGUGCACCAGGUGCCCGUCACACACUUCAUUCUCUCAUUGUCAGUCAGGCCAUGCAGAGAGAGAGAGAACACUGGACACUCAUCCUUUACAUGUAGCUGUCUGUCUAUCGGCUCUCAGUUCCCCUCUGCUUCAUCGGGUCAAUCUCAACCACCUGAUCCUGCACACACACACACAUUGAACAAACAGCCGGCCAAAGAAGUGGCCCGCCCGUCAUCCAUCGAUCCAAUCCAACGAACGGACCUCUUAUUAUCCACCUAGUGUGUACCUGAUUAGGGUUGACGAUACUGGCAGUGAAGUCAAGAUACCACUCCCACAGCAGCACCGCCAGCAGCAACUGAACCACACCUCACUCAACACACCGCACCCUUCUGUCUGUCUAUGGUGUGGUGGUGCCGUCCCCUGCCCACCGGCGUGACGGUCUGUUGCAGCUUGGCGUCAUACGCCUGUGUGCCGGGGACGGCCAUCAAGAACCGAAUGCCGUUGUACACCUGUUGAUCGAUCAACGGAUGGAUGGAUGGAUGCGCACAGGGCUGCGCUGCGUGUGUGGGUCACUAAGAGAGUGCCUCCCUCACUUCAGUGAGUGCUUCAUUCACUGACUGACCGCGGCGAAGGUGCAUCCUGAGGCGAGCAGGAACUGCAGGCGCUUUGGGAAGAACCUCUGGCAGCUCCACAGCUGCAGCUUCAGACCGAAAUCACGCGCCUCAACCCUGCAAACAAACAAAGGGAGUUGUUAACACACAACACAGCCAUUCGUAUCACGAGGUCAUCCAUGGCCAUGGUGGUGCUAGAGAGGGUCGUGUGCAUGUGUGUGUGUAUGUCUAUGUACCUGACUUUCUGAGGCCAGUACUGGAGGUCAGUCGGCUGGUUUCGAGACUCCCGCUCCCUCAGCCACGUCAGCUGAGCCAAAGACACACAGACAGACAGACACGCGAAGAUUCUCCACAUUUGUGGGGCUGGUCUGGAAUUUUUCUGGUUGGUUGGUUGGCUACCAGGUGUGGAGGGGCCACCUCAUCCAGCUGCUGAGUCUGCCCCACACACACACACACACACACACGACCCAGGACCCAGCCAUGGGUGUUCCGAUCACCCAUGGCAGCAUUGCAUUCACACCGACAUACGCACCUGUUGAAUGAGUUCCCUGAUGAUGUCCCGCUGCUCCUUGGUGAACUGCAGCAGCGCCCGGCGCACAUACGCACGUUUGCGAGACCUGGCGUCCCUCCCUCCAGACACCUGCUGGCAUGAACCAACCAACAGCCACACACACACAUCACGGACGGCACCUCAGCCCACCAGGCCACACACAUACCUGAGCGUCGCUCGCCGUCUUCGUAGCUGCUGCGCCAUCCCCCAGUGGCUGCACCAUCCGCCACGCCUCUUCGCUGCUGCUGCUGCUGCUGCUGCUGCUGACAGGUGUGUGUGGCGGUGAAGGUGCCGUUGGCUGUAUGUUGAGGUCGUGCAUCUGUGUCUGCAGCUUCCGCAGCCUCUGCUGCAGUGUCGUCAGCUGGGCGUAGUCCUUCUGAAGCGACUCCACCACCUCAGGAUACCGAGAGAAACCCGACAGCUGCACAACACAUAGAAAUGUGGCUGCCUGCUUUUCGCCAUUGAUGGCUGGAUACACUCACUCACCGCUUCCACAGGCAGAGAGGACACAUUUGGCGCGACAGCCGACGGCCUCGACACUUCCCUUAGGCCCCCCGCACCGGUCGCCACCUCCUGCCGCUGCUUGACCUUGAUGUUUCUGAAGUAGCGGUCGAAUAUCUGCCGCUUCCUGAGGGCGAUCUCCGACUUGAGCGACGAGAUCUGCUGCUCACGGGGGUCGGUGAACGGCCGGGAAGGGGCGGCUGGGGGAGAGGGGGAGGGCUCGAGCAGGCGGCUCAGAGAGGGUGGCAGAGCUGGCUCUGAGAGAGAGAGAGAGAAAGGGAGCCAUUGAAUGGUGUAUGCUUUGUGUGUUGGGGGCAUACCGCUGGUGUCCGUCUUGACGGGUGGCAUGUUGGGGUCAUCGAGCUCGGCCAGGACCUCCUCAAACACAGCUGACACAACACAGCACAACACAACGAGCGAAUGAACACAUGGAAUGGGACGCUGGCUCUCCACCCUCCCACCACGUCUGCUCACCGAGAUCCACACCCUCUUCCAGUGCAAGCCCGCUCGACUGUUUCAGCAGCAGCAGCAACUCAUCCCGCAGGCCGCCGCGGCCUCCUGGCGCCACUGUGGCAGCAGCUGACGAUGAGGGCCUGGUCUCCGUCGCCGGCUGAGCUGACAUCCUCGGAACCGUCGGUAGAGAGAACAGAGGCCGGUGGGAUGGGGAGGGAGGGGGGCUGACGAUGAAUGCAUUUGACGCCGCGAUGCACUGCCACACCGCAAGGAUGAAGAGCGUCGUCGGUAGGGGCAUACAGAUGGGAUCAGUCAUCGGCACUCAUUCACUCGUCCAGAUCUCGCAAAGCCGGAAGCUCACGCUGCAGCAGUUGUCGGCUGCCCACUGAUUCUUAUAUGUUUGACCCUCAUCUGCCUUCGCUUUU
Vitrella brassicaformis is the source of this 2576-nucleotide messenger RNA. The record is from the annotation of a GenBank genome assembly. NCBI's taxonomy places the organism in Eukaryota, Vitrellaceae.